This is a messenger RNA of Malaclemys terrapin pileata, 1928 nucleotides long. Its product is annotated as phospholipase A and acyltransferase 3-like. The record is from RefSeq and is a predicted model, not a curated record. Lineage: Eukaryota; Metazoa; Chordata; Testudines; Emydidae. The coding region runs from base 91 to 570 and encodes 159 amino acids. Gene Ontology annotation, cellular component: cytoplasm. Gene Ontology annotation, molecular function: A2-type glycerophospholipase activity; glycerophospholipid phospholipase A1 activity. The transcript is spliced from 5 exons. Gene Ontology annotation, biological process: N-acylphosphatidylethanolamine metabolic process.
AUCACAUUGUAUUCUUGCUGUCAGAAAAGAAAGGAGUAUAAAGCCUGUCACACAGAAGAGCUCAGAAUAAUCCAGAAAGAGAGUGAGAACAUGGACUGGAUACUGGAUCUAUGGGAUCUCCUUACUUCAGCAAUAAUGCUAGAGCCUGGAGAUCUGAUUGAAUUUCAGAGAAUGGGAUACCAACACUGGGGCAUCUAUGUGGGAAAGGGACAUGUGGUCCACUUCACAUUUCCAGAGUUGGAAGAGGGAUUGAAUAAUAUGCUUAAUGGAGAAUUCUUCAAAGCCAAAGUGCAAAAGGAGCGUCUGAGGAACGUGGCUCGUGUUUCAAGCUAUGCUGUAAACAACCAAUUAGAUAAAAAGCACCCUCCAUUACCUCUUCUUCAUGUGGUAAAGAGAGCUGAGCACCUGGUGGGGAAGAAUAUAGACUACAAUCUACUUAUGUCUAACUGCGAACAUUUUGCCACUAUGAUGAGAUAUGGCAUUGCUGAAUCACAGCAGGCAGUUUACUUUGAAGUGGAUGAAGGUUUUGUGAAGCAGAUAAAGAAAUGGCUAGCCGAGAUCAAUGAGUAGCUUGUGGAUCGGAAAGAAACAAGACCCCUUUUGUGGUCACGAUUUUGUACAUAGGUUUAUUGAAUACCAAUAGGAUAUCUUCUGUGUUAUUGGUUAAUGAAAAUGAGCAUUGGUAUUAUCUAGUGAACCGCGAGUUGGCACAUAAAUGGGCAGAGCCCAUAUUCCCAGAAGUUAAUUUGGAGGAGCUAGAGGAUAAUAUGGAAAAGGACAGGGAGCCUGAAGAAGGAAUAACAACUCCACUAAUACCCAGCCUACAAGCCUCAAUGAGACAAUGGUAUUCUAAUGAGACAACCGAAGUAAAGAGAUCCCAAAUGCCUAAUGCGCAGACAACCACAACCAGACAAAUUCCUCCCAAAUGGAUAAAAGGUCAAAGCAAGAGGCCUUGGAGACCAGGUUCAUCUAGAGUAGGAGGAUGACGUUUCGGUCGUAAAAAGUGGGAAGACGUCAGUGGUGUUCCAUCUAAAAUACCUUUAGAGCCUGAUUAUUGGGUUACGCCGGAAGAUGUAUUGUCAGGACUAGUGAAUGUUUAUGCAUAUACUUUGAAUGGAUAUUGUUAUCUAUCUUUUGAGGAAAUUUAAGGGAACAAGUCUAUCAUAGCUUUCACUAUCCAUGAUGGCCAGAGGAAGCACGACCCUAUGAUCAAUACUCAGAUGCAAAUAAGAUUUAUUAAAAAGGCAUGGGGCAAUGUAAGUGGAUGCUGGAUGAUCAAAGUUUUGGGGGCUGUUCUAACAGUAUACAAGAUUGGCAUGGUUCAAAAUGUAUUUAUGCCACGAUUAAAUAUAAUGGAAAUAGCGUGGCUCCAGGUCCUUUCAAGGUAUCCAUCAUAAUGGGUAUUGUCCCCACUAAUGUAUCCUCAAUAAAUGUAAAAGUCCUCCUCCCUAGUCGUCAAAUGUAUCAUAUUGAACUAAAAUGUCAGAGAUGUAUUGCUCAUUGUAAUAAGGCUCCCGAGGACGUUGUAAAAUCAAAAUUUUGCGAAAUGGAAGAAGACCCUAAAAAUUUUGGAGCAAUAUGCCACGUUUUGUUAAAAACUGAAUGUUUCUGUAAAUGAUACCUGAAACUAGGAAUUGAAACCUUUUGGGUUAAAAAGGACAUUUAAAGUUUUUGUAGCCCCUGUGCCAUACAUUAGUUUCAUGGGACCAUUUGUAGUAAAAAUGGGAUGUAUCUCGCAGUUUGAUGAUAAACCCUCACUUUGUAUUAAAAAAACUGGUUUUAAAAGUUCAAGUUUCUGUAAUUCUUACGCAUACAAAAUAUGCCCGGUAUGUGACCCCUUUGUUAAUGGGAUGGAUGCAAUGGGUACAAGGUAAUGUCUUGCAACAACCAUCUCCCCACAGAGUUAAGAGAGAUCUAGCUGCUAAGAU